AAUCGUACAGACAGAGCAGCCUGUGUAGAGUUGUACAUGUAAUAUCCGCCCCAUAUUUUGUUAAUGCAGCUAACAUUGGGUGUUGGCAUCAAGAAGCUGUGGAAACCGAUGCAGUGGAGUUGAAGUCUGAGGGAGUCUAACUGGAGUCUACAUGCAUUUUAGUAAAAUGGAAUUAAGGAAAGAAAACGACGACAACGGCGGAUGCAUCAGUUCAAUGAGUCCAUCAGAGAACAGCGAACGGAACUUCAGCAGUGACCAGGAUUCUGACUAUGAGAGCGACUGUGCCAGGGAAUGCUAUGAUAUUGACGGUAAACCUCUUCAACUCCGACUUCUAGGGCGCGGCAGUGGAGUUUCUGUCCUCGAAUUUGACACCGAUUCAUUUUUUCACCAGGAUCCUGAUCUGAAGAGAGCGGGUGAGCAACACGGACUUGUGUGUAGGAUAUCGGGAAAUGCUCAAAUUGUGCGGGAAAUUUUAAAGUCUCAUGGGUUUCUGGAGACACACAGGAACACACGGUGUUUUAAUUUAAAUUGGGCAGCCAAUCAUCCGAGUCCUUACUACAUCCGUAAAAUGGCACAUUUUCAAGUCAUAAACCACUUUCCUCAGACCAAAGAGCUCACAAGAAAAGAUAAACUCUUCCACAAUAUAAUUAGAAUGCAGAAAACAUACGGCAAGGAGCAGUUUGAUUUUGUACCAAAGAGUUUUGUAAUACCCAACGAAUACAGAGCAUUUCGAUCAAGCUUUAAACAUGACAAAGGACCUUACAUCAUAAAACCUGUUGGGUUGUCUAGAGGCAGAGGAGUUUCUCUUAUAACUAGUUCAAGAGAAGCAUUAUUAAAAACAGAAUCAGGCAAAAGAAAUGUUGUUUGCAAAUAUAUAACAAACCCUCUUAUUCUUAAUGGUUAUAAAUUUGACCUGCGGAUUUAUGUGGCUGUAACCUCUUUUGAUCCUGUGGUGAUCUACAUUUACAAAGAAGGAUUAACUCGGUUUGCCACAGUCAAAUAUAACAUGCACAGCGGAACCUUUCAAAAUCUGUGCAUGCAUCUGACAAAUUACAGCAUCAAUAUGAUGAAUGAUGAUUAUGUUAAAAAUAUAGAUCCCGAGGUUGAGGAUUUUGGCAAUAAGUGGUCCUUAGGGGCAUUACUGCGUUAUCUGCGAUCAUUAGGAAAAGAUACUACAGAAAUUAUGACUCAGAUUGAAGACGUGGUGAUUAAAACUGUUUUGGCAGCUGAAUGGAGGAUUGGCAUUGCGUGUAAAAGAUACAUCCAAAACAGAAAUAAUUGCUUCGAACUUUUUGGUUUUGACAUUCUAUUGGAUGAAAAUUAUAAAGCUUGGCUGAUUGAAGUUAAUUUAUCUCCUUCAUUGGGAUGUGAUGCCCCAAUUGAUGUCAAGAUAAAAGGCAACAUGCUUUGUGAUCUGUUAAACUUAGUUGGUAUUAGAUGUUUCAGUGCUACUAAUUAUUUUCGUGGCUUCAAGGAAGGAAAAAUACGGAGGAAGAUUAAGGAGCGUUUACAAAUCACAGUGGGUUAUUACUACUAUACUAAGUGUAGAGAUGCCUAUGAAGUUAUUUGGGGGUUACGGAAAGCAAGAAAAGACUUCAAAAGUCUCAUGCAGGAGGAAAUGAAUAAACGGAAUCUUCAACCUGAGAAAAAAAAUAAAACAGAAAAAAAGAAAGAAGAGAAGAAAACCAAAGAGAAAGAAAGUGAGUCAGCUAAAGAAAAAGUGAGUGCUAGAGAGAACGAAAAAAAAAGACAAAAAGAAAAAGUGAUAGAAAAAGAUAAAAUGAAGAAAGGAGAAAAGGAGAAAGAAAAAGAAGGAAAAGAAAGAGGAAAACAUAAAAGCAAAGACCUGCAUACAUCCAACGUCCUGACCCUCCAGGAGAUUGACAUGAUACGAAGGGUCAGGGAGGAAGAGCUGCGAUCUGGUGGAUGGCUGAGGAUUUUCCCAGCUCCAGAUACAUGGGAUAAAUACUGGCAGUUCCUCACAUUUCCAACAACAAGUAAUAAAGUCCUUCAUCAGAGACUCUACCCAGAAAUGCACAGUUGUAUGAGUGCUGGGAAAAAUGCUGGAGCGGGGAUGGUCACUUUAUCUGAUAAGGAAAAUGAGCUGUUGUAUAAGAUGACGGGUAGAAAGGCAGAAAAAGAUGAGAAAUUUAGCAAGGCAUACAUUUACACACUUCAACGCAUGGAGAAGUAUGAAACUCCUUUAGACAAAAUUCCCCCUCAAGGAUUUGGUAUUAAAUCUGAAACAGAAGAUGAAAAUGAAGAAAUGAUCAGUGAAGAUUUUAUCAAAAACUUAACCCACGAGGUACCCCAUGGAGACUAUGAAAUGGCAAUACACCGGGAUGAGUUAAGAAAACAUAUUUUUCAACAGAUGGAGAAUGGUGUUACACUUAGUGAAACUCAAGCAAGGAUCAGCUUGGCCUUGUACUUAGCUUUUGCCAGACAGAGACUGAUAAAACCAGGGGGUGACACAAUGGACGUGACCCCAGAACAACUGGACCUGCAGGAUCUGUUGAACAGGUUUCUGCAACAGGCCCUGCUAAACAUCCCCUGCUCUCCUGCUCCGAAGAAACCCUCACAAUCCCCACCCACAAACACAGAACUUGUCGCUCAGCGAUUGGCCAACUUCAUUAACAUAUAUGUCAAGCAAACACAGAGAAUGAUUGCAGAGAACUGUCCAAAGAUGGACACAGACCAGUUUGAAGGGAUUGACCCAGGGAAAUUCAGACAAUUUAUUUGCUCUGCUAAUGAACAAGACAUGGAGGACCUGUUGACACUGUAUGCACAACAAAAUGACGCUGUUGAAAUAUUUUUUGGAGCUCCCUAAGACUGAUGGCAAACUUUUGCUUUAUUUUUUAUACUUAAGGCUUAUUACUAGUUGACUUGAAAAUGUGCAACUUUGCUAUCACAGUUGUAAAGUACAAAGUAAUGGAGUUGAUUUAAAUUCUCUUUAUUAAAGCCAGUAUAAAUGGGAGUGCUAUGAAAUCAGUGCUAUGAAAGUAUGAUUACAGUUUACACUUACAUAUUAAAUCAUGUAUUUCACUUACAUUUUAAAUAAUGUAUUUCUAUGAAUUUUUUGUCUCAACUUACAGAUAAAUUGGUUUAUAA
Physella acuta is the source of this 3108-nucleotide messenger RNA. Its product is annotated as tubulin polyglutamylase TTLL5. Gene Ontology annotation, molecular function: tubulin-glutamic acid ligase activity; tubulin binding. Gene Ontology annotation, biological process: microtubule cytoskeleton organization; protein polyglutamylation. The record is from RefSeq and is a predicted model, not a curated record. NCBI's taxonomy places the organism in Eukaryota, Metazoa, Mollusca, Gastropoda, Physidae. Gene Ontology annotation, cellular component: ciliary basal body.